Messenger RNA from Branchiostoma belcheri (Belcher's lancelet), 4551 nucleotides. RefSeq lists its product as uncharacterized. Gene Ontology annotation, molecular function: protein binding. Gene Ontology annotation, biological process: sodium-independent organic anion transport; transmembrane transport. NCBI's taxonomy places the organism in Eukaryota, Metazoa, Chordata, Leptocardii, Amphioxiformes, Branchiostomatidae. The coding region runs from base 228 to 4022 and encodes 1264 amino acids. The transcript is spliced from 24 exons. Gene Ontology annotation, cellular component: membrane. The record is from RefSeq and is a predicted model, not a curated record.
AGAAGCUUAUCCAUAGCAGUAAUUUACCUUCACAGCUUUAGACUUUGGCUAGUACAUUUUUAUUGGAGCCGAAUGGAAGGCUUUCCUGAAGUCUAGGUACGCUGCAUCCAUAGGAGGUCCACCUGUCCAGCCAUUCUGUCCGUGUAUUCGGACAUUCCGAACAGGUUGUACUACAGGGGAUCAACCAGAAUUUCUGGGCUCUGAGUUAUCAAGAAAAACAGUUUGACAUGUCAGUCAAGGAGGACGUUGGAGAUUCUGCCGUAAACGUCAACCAUGACUACGUACGCAGACUUCUAUCCACAGAAAGUACCCAGUCGACUGAAGACACCCACCUGACGAAGUACGGUUGGGGAACGUUCCGACCUCAGGCCCUACAGUGUCUGAGUGGAGUGAAGGGACUGCUGUUCUUAGUCUCCUUCUACGUCAUCGCCCAGGGACUCAUCGUGGGGGGUCUCAUCUCCACCAGUCUCUCCACCAUAGAGAGACGAUACCGGCUCAGCAGCAAACAACUGGGUCUGAUCGUCACAAGUAACGACAUCUUCACCGGCUGCAUAUUCUUCGUCAUCACGUACCUGGUCCGCACCAGACGGGGGAAGAUCAGGUUUCUAUCGGCGGGGGCUCUCAUCAUGACCACCGCGGCCGUCAUCUGGAUUCUCCCGCACUUCCUAGUCGGGCUGUACAACUACGGGGCCCUGGUGGAGAAAACCUGCGAUCCUCGGGUGGACGGGAGGGGGUCUGAGUGCGAGGAGGGAGAGAGAGGACUGUCCUCGUAUAUGUACAUGUUCAUCGCAGCUGAGCUUCUUUUCGGCACCUCCUCGAUUCCACUGUACACAUUCAGCGCGGACCUGAUCGAGAGCGCGGCUCCACCAAACUCGGGAGGAUUCUAUCUAGGAAUAUUCGGGGCAAUAGCAGGUAUUGGAAUAGCCAUUGGAUACAUGCUAAACGGCCAGCUACUCAACAUUUACAUCGACUUCAACAAAGAAGGAGCGAUUCCCCCGUCCGGCGGACCGGACGACGCCCGAUGGCUGGGCGCCUGGUGGCUCGCCGUUCCCCCGACCGCCCUGAUGGCCUUCCUGGUGUCUCCUUGGCUGGCCGGAAUACCUUCACAACUACCAGGCAAGGCAGCACCUAUGUACCAAGAAGAGGCUUCGGAUAAGAAGAUGCGGAAACCGUUGGCUGCGUUGUACCAAGAAGUCCGUUCGCUUCUUGUAAACUGGACGCUGAUUGGUCUGACGUUUUCCUAUGUCGGGGUGUCUUACAUAGGGGGCGCCAUGACCACAUUCGGAGUCAAAUACAUGCAGAAUCAGUUCGCUCUGUCAGCGGGAUGGUCAGCAGUGCUUGUAGGCAGCAUCUUCAUCCCUGGAGGUGUCCUUGGCAGCCUACUGGGGGGUUAUGUCAUGAAGAGGUUCAAGUUGGGCAUCCAGGGCGCCUUGAAGAUGCUCAUUAUGCUGAGCAGCUGUUACUUUGUCAUCUCCUUCGGCUUCUUACUUCGCUGUGACAACAUCAUCAUGGCAGGAGUCACCUCCCCUUAUGGAUCUGGCCCGGCGCCCCGGACUCCUGUGUACGGUGCAGCAGCGCUGACUGGCGACUGCGUGAAGAACUGCCACUGUUCCAUCGCCUAUGAACCUGUGUGUGGUACAGACGGGGUGGAGUUCUUCUCUCCUUGCUAUGCAGGAUGUCUGACUGAGCCCGAGGUAGAUAGUGAGAAAUACAGUUCCUGUGGCUGUGUGACCUCUGACCCCUCCACACCUGUUACCUCACCCAACAACGUCACCAUGGUAACUCCCGGCCACUGUCCCAGCGCCUGCGCAGUGCUGCCGUUCGUGCUCGCCAUGUUGGCGUUCUACGCCGUCGCAAACGCCGCGGUUGGUCCGAUAACCACGUUCGUGGCAUUAAGAUGCGUUCCCGAGAAUCAGCGUUCGGUGGGUCUAGGAUUCAUGGGCGUCAUUAGAAAACUACUCGCUAACAUCCCGACCCCCAUCCUGUUCGGUACGUUCCUGGACAAGGCCUGUCUGAUGUGGGAGGAGAAGUGUGACGAGCGUGGCUCCUGUCUCAUCUACGAUAACCACAACCUCGGGCUCUACUUCUUCACGUUAACCUUCAUCUUCGCCUGCAUGGCUGUGUUGGGGUUUUUCGGAGCUCUGUUCUCCUGGAGACGUCGCGAGUCCAAACAGCCUCGAGUAGAGAACGAAGAAAAGGAGGACGAAAAGGCGAAAGACAGAGUCAGCUUUAUUCUGGAUGACGACAGUCCAGCUUUAAGAGUCCAUUGUACCCAGGUACAGAUGACUGCAGAGACGCAACUCAUUCAGGAAUUGAAGCACACCAGCGCGGGAAAAUCACGGGAUCCAAACAAUGCCUUGAAGGAAAUGACAAAUAUUAAAGAGCGCUGGACUCUUCUGGAAGACGUUCCAGAAGACGACAAGAGUACCGGUGUAGACUACACCAGGUUUGGAUGGUGGGGGUUCCGGCCAAGAUGCCUGCAGAUUCUCAGCGGGGUGAAUGGGAUGCUAUUUUUACUCUUCUGGUUCGUCUUCGCUCAAGGCGUCAUCGUGAACGGUCUUGUCAACACCAGCAUCUCUUCUAUAGAGAAACGGUACAACCUAUCAAGCUCAAAGACAGGUAUCGUGUCUAUAGGUUACGAUAUCGGGAAUGGCGCACUAGGUCUUCUGGUGACGUACUGGAUCAGGACCAGGCGGGACAAGGUAAGGGCCAUCUCCCUGGGCGCCCUGCUCCUACCGGCAGGCGGCCCGUCCGACCCCCGGUGGCUGGGUGCCUGGUGGCUCGGCUUCCCCGUCUUCGCCUCCAUCGCUCUUCUCGUCUCACCCUGGCUAGCCGGGCUGCCUGGGGAGUAUCCAAAGAACGUUAGUCCGUCUACUGGUACCACGAAAAGCAAAGAAGAACCAGAAAACAAAGGGCUAGUCGACUUCUUCAGAGAGAUGGCGUCCUUGUUUAAGAUCCCCACGCUGCUGUUCCUGACGUCGGCGGCCUGUGGGACGGCCAUGAGCUUCAACGGACUCAUCACCUUCACGGUCAAGUACAUCGAGAACCAGUUCGCACAGCCUGCUGGGUGGUCCGCCAUCUUGGCAGGCAUGGUUCUGAUACCAGGCGGGAUGGGAGGUGCCCUGCUCGGCGGCGUGCUGAUGAGGAGACUCCGGGUGGGAAUCCCCGGCGCCCUGAAGCUGGCCCUCGCGGGAAGUAUCGUCAUGGGCCUGACCUCCGCCGGCUUCCUGCUGCGGUGUCAGAACAUCAACAUGGCCGGGGUUACUUCGCCUUAUCAUCAGGGACCGACGCCAGUACCGCCCGUAGUCGGUGCCGGGGAGGUUGUGUCGUCCUGUAAUGUGAACUGUAACUGUCAGGCCAAGUACGACCCGGUCUGCGCUCCUGACGGGGUGGAGUAUUUCUCUCCUUGCGUCGCCGGGUGCAGGGAAAAACUGCCAGACGAUAGCAAGUUUCAGAGAUACGCCAUGUGUGCCUGCCUACCCACCAAUCAGUCUAUGGCAAACGGAAGCGCCGGAGUUGAGAAGACGGUCACCUCGGGUCACUGUGCUAGCAGCUGCGGACUACUGCCGGUAGUGAUGUGCCUGCUGUUCCUGUAUGCUGUAGGGAUGGCGUCUAUGGGGCCAGCCAUGCUCUUCUCUACUCUGAGAUGUGUACAGGAAAGUCGCCGGUCGCUGGCUCUGGGGUUCAAGAGUCUUCUUGCCAGGUUCCUGGGUGCGAUCCCUGGCCCCAUCUUGUACGGCAGUCUGAUAGACCGGGCCUGUCUGUUGUGGAACGAGUCAUGUGAUCAGAAGGGAGCGUGUCUGGUGUACGACAACACCAACCUCAGCGUCUACUUCUUCUCCGUCACCUUCAGUCUGGCGUGCUGGAUCUUCCUAUCGCUCUGCCUGGCUCUGUACUCCUGGAGGCGCGGUGAAAUGAACGGGAAGCUGACAGAAGAAAAGGACGCUAGGCUGGACGACGAUGCCAGGAAAAGGACGAGCGGAAUUCUGGAAAUCGUACAUCACCGUGAAACGACAGUGUAGCAAUUUGUAUUAGUGUACAAUGUAGCCAUUUAUAUUAGUGUACAACGUAGCCAUUUAUAUUAGUGUACAAUGUAGCCAUUUAUAUUAGUGUACAAUGUAGCCAUUUAUAUUAGUGUACAAUGUAGCCAUUUAUAUUAGUCUACAAUGUAGCCAUUUAUAUUAGUGUACAAUGGUUUGCAUAUAUAGAUGCACCUAGCCUCGGUGCUAUUUGUGGUUCCCAGAGGAUGUCAUCCAUAUAAUCACACCAACAUGGCCUAACACAGUAUUGUCACAAUGUCAUUUAGUAUCAAAAUAAUUUUUUUUAAAUCUUUACUUUGGAUUGCUAUAUACAAUAUCGUGCAAUCAUCUGAUUUCCCUGAAUUUGUUGAAUACUGACUCCCCUGUCACGGACAUUACUAUCUAUGAUUAGUUGAAAUACAGAGAAACAUACAGAAAAAUUGUCAGGAUUUGAUUAAUUGUUGACAACAAUGUUAGCACGAGGACAAUGGAGGUCGAAUACAAGAUCGUUAUCAAGAACCAAGCUGGUAAC